Ictalurus punctatus (channel catfish) is the source of this 1759-nucleotide messenger RNA. RefSeq names its product Aly/REF export factor (gene alyref). Gene Ontology annotation, cellular component: nucleus. NCBI's taxonomy places the organism in Eukaryota, Metazoa, Chordata, Actinopteri, Siluriformes, Ictaluridae. Bases 724 to 1485 code for a protein of 253 amino acids. The transcript has 6 exons. Gene Ontology annotation, biological process: mRNA export from nucleus. The record is from RefSeq and is a predicted model, not a curated record. Gene Ontology annotation, molecular function: mRNA binding.
GAAAGCUAAAGAAAAAUUGCCUGAGAAAGCGGACCAAACCUUGCGCACAUCCAAAAAUGCCUGGGUGAAGUCCCCCUGUUUCCUUUCUAGGCUUGCCAGCAUACGCGAUGGCUAACUCUUGUCAGCCGUGCUACAUGCCCCUCCGGAGUUUCUCUGGAAAUGUGAUGUAAUGUGGAGAAGCUCGUUAAAAUUGGCUUUUAAGUUGUACAUAAUAUUCUCUCUCCUCCCCACACCCCAUUUUGUCUUUUUCAUCGCUUUGAGAAAUCAAGAGUAUGGAGCAAAUGAGCUAACUUGGCUACAUCGUGGCUAAAGUGGCUUAUCGGCUAACCUUCAGCGACCGGCGCCAUUUUGGAACCAACAUCUUCUCUGUCGUUGAAAUGGUGGCUUUUCAACUUGUGUUUUCUUCCUCGUGCGAUGCUCAACACCUGAAGGCCUCCGAGAUGACCAGCGAUGUGACUCGAAGAUUUCAACUUUUUUGUUGUUCCCUUUAAGCCCGAAGCUGAAUGCGGCCUGUUUUCUUGGUGGAAUCCUUUGUCUGGGAGGGGCCCGUGUUCACACAUUCUUCAGAUUAGUGCUAGUGUUUAACGUUAACAUACAGCAGAAAAUGGACUUUAGCUUAGUCGAACAACCUUAAGCCUUGUUUUAUAUUAGAUGGUGGGAGCCUAAAGCUUAUGUUAGGAACAGCUUCUACAUUACAACCUGUGCCAAAGUGUCUUUUUCAAAAUGGACGCUCGUUGGUCCCAAUGGCUUGCACAACACACACAGCCAGUAAAUGGACAUUUUUCAUCGUCUCAUCUUGCACUCGAUGGACUUCAGAGAUUCAUCCCGCGCCAUUUUUUUCCCCAGAGGAGAUCUCAGAAAAUCGGCAGUGGAACAUCACAUCUGGAGCCCAAGCAGCUCCCUGACAAGUGGCAGCAUGACCUGUUCGACAACGGUUACAGCACCAAUUCUGGAGGAGGUGGUGGCGGCGGAGGAGGAGGAGUGGGCGUGGAAACUGGCGGGAAGCUGCUUGUAUCCAAUCUUGACUUUGGUGUCUCCGAUGCAGACAUUCAGGAACUUUUUGCAGAAUUUGGCACCCUGAAGAAGGCUGCGGUCCAUUACGACCGGUCCGGACGCAGUCUUGGCACGGCAGACGUCCACUUUGAGAGGAAAGCAGAUGCUUUGAAAGCCAUGAAGCAAUACAACGGUGUUCCUCUUGAUGCUUUUGAUUCUGUUCUAGGUCGCCCAAUGAACAUUCAGCUAGUCACAUCACAGAUUGACGCACAAAGACGAGCUCCAAUGCAGGGUCUGAAUCGUGGUGGUGGAGGCAUGAACAGGAACAAGAUGGGGAGCUUUGGAGGCAUGCAGAGAGGACGGGGAGGUCGGGGAGGUGGAGGGCUCAGAGGCCGUGGCAGAGGAGCAAGGGGCAAUAACAAGCAGCAGCUUUCAGCAGAAGAAUUAGAUGCCCAGCUAGAUGCCUACAAUGCCAGGAUGGACACCAGCUAAAUGGCCCGAUCUGUUCGUGCUGCGGCUUUCUGACAGCAUCGUGGGAUGGUUGUUACCGAUUUGAAAUGCCGGACGUUUUACAUUUACUUGUCUUCAAAAGUGAUUUAAAUUUGUGUACCAGUUUUCUCCUUUUAAAUGCUCUGACAUUUUUUACCUACCAUUUUGUUUUAUUUUCUUUUUGAAAACCUAGUCUGACUGUAGGACUUGUGUGGGGAGGUGCUUGGUUUUACCUUCCCUUUAUAGUUCAUUGUAAUAAAACCUGCAGUACAUAGUA